GAGAACUCGGCACUUCCCCCCCCAGAUGUGUCACUGCCAGGCAGAAGAGGCCAGGGGCACCCACGCUGGCACGGGACAGGCUGGGCAGCCCCCAGUGAUGCCCCUUCCCUGGGCCCCAGCAUGGCCAUGGAGCUGAGAGCUCUGUUCCUGCUGCUGCUCUGCUUCCCAGGUCUCCAAGGCCAAACCCCAGAAGUCCAGAGACGACGGGAAGGGGGCACUCUGUACAUCCAGUGUCCUUAUGCACCAUGGAGUAUUGACCAGCAUACAAAAUACUGGUGCCUCCCCCGGGGAAUUGGAGGAUGCCAAGAACUCCUGCACAUACACUAUGAAGGCACCAGACAUUCCAGUGAUGAGAGAAUUGAAAUAAAGGAUAACAGAACUAGUAAGACUGUUUCUGUCACCAUGACUGACCUCAAGGCAGAGGACUCAGGCACAUAUUUCUGUGCUAUUUACAGAUCUUACCAUGACUAUCCACGGCUAAAGACGAUCUCACUGAUUGUUUUCAGGGAGCUGCUCAGGUGGGAGCUGGACACCCUGACAGUGCAGUGCCCAGUGGGGAAUGGCAUGGCCUGGUGCCGAGGGCAGACUGAGUGCACAGCCCCAGCGAGGGGACGGACAUCUUCAAAGCAGAGUGAAAUGAAAUCCCUGCAAGACAGAGUGACAACACAGUAUAACGGUCAAGGGGGUCUCGAUGUCACCAUGAAGAACCUGAAGAGCCAGGACUCUGGUGUGUACUGGUGUGCACUGGGCUCCGAGCGCACCCCGAGAAUGGAGAUCGUGCUCUCUGUGUUCAAGAGGACCCAGAAGCUCACAGCCAAGGAGUCAGGCAACGUCACUGUCCAGUGUCACUACAAGAUCUCAGACUACAAGGAUGUCAGCAAAGCCUGGUGCAAAAUCAAAGAGGGGAAAAUGUGCAACGUGCUGGUGACCACCAGAUCAGAGUCCCCAGCAGGAAACAGCACGGCUCGGGGGGGUGUCAGCAUCCAGGAUGACACCCAGCAGGGCAUGGUCACCAUCACCAUGGAGCAGCUGCAGGUGCAGGACUCGGGCGUGUACUGGUGCGCGCUGCAGGACGGCUCCGCUCUGCUCCGCAUGGAGGAGGUCACGCUCAGCGUUUCCAAGGCAUUGCCUCCAGGAGGUUUUCCAGACUCUGAAGGCCAAAGUCAAGAGACUCUUUUGGGCAACAGCUGCAGUGGGAACACCUUCCUCAUCCUGUCCGUGGUGCUGCUCAUCCUGCUGCUCCUGGCCCUCCUCACCUCCGUCGUCCUGGCUGUCAGGUACUCCAGGCUGCUGCUGAGAACAGGUAUCAGAGAAGCAGAGGACACCAGUGACAGAGCAGAGGGCACAGCACAGCCUGGCAGCACUGGGAGGAGGGAAAGUUCUCAGGAUAACAGCAAAGGGCCAGCAUACAUCAACCUGGAUGUGCAAUCCCACCCCAACCCCGAGGAUCCUCUUUACUGCAAUGUGGAACUGAGUCAGGCUCCCAGGAACCCCCAGCAUGUGGAAUACGCCGUCAUCGCCUUCAGCCAGUCCCCAAGGACCGGCAGGGAGUGAAGCCCAGAAUCCCAGACAAGCCAGAAAUGGGAGGAAGGAACUGGAAUACAGAGUGGGAAUGAGGACUAGGAGGUGUGUGGAUGGACAAGAUGAGUUUUGCUGCUGUGUGUGUGGUGUUGCCUGGGCAUUUUCAGCCCUCCCUCCUGUUUUAGGGCCAGGCAGAGGUUUUGCCACACUCGUGGCAGAUUGUCUCGGGUCAGGAAGAGCUGUGGGGGAAUUCCACAGAUCUCCUGUACAUUGCUUUUCCAAUUCCAUUAAAGUGCAGAAUCUUGGAGAGGCAGGUGUGGAGGCCUGGCCUUGUGAAAAGGAGCAGUGUGGACACAGUUGGGUGGGAUAUCCCAGCUGUGUCCUGCCCCAAUCCCAAGAAUUCAGCUACUAUGCCAAACAAACUCAUCCCAGUGCUGCAGGGACUCAAACCUUGCUGUGACUGGGUUCAUUUUCACGGAAUCGGCUGGGGAUGUGAGUGCUGGAUUCUAAGAAUAAGCAGAACCAGCUCCUGCACUUCCCAGUCUCCGCUGGAAACGCUCCAAAUGACACAUUUGAUUUAGCAGUCAUGUGGGGAGCAACAUGAAAUGAGUUUAUGGGGCUCAGUUCCAUUUCUCCAGGAGCUCUGGCUCCUGAUUUCCCUGCCCCAAGCCCUGCUGGAGGUGACAGACCAAAGGGGCCUGAACCAGCUCUCAUUCCCAGGCCAGUCACAUCCAACAGGCUUCUCUUGCCAGGGCUGCAGCAGGGAGGCUGAUGGAAAUUUUUUGAAGAUUUUCAGAGUUGAUCUGACAGAAAGAAAAAGAAAACGGUUCUGGAAAUGGUUCAUUCAGCCCAACAUUCCCCUAACAAUUUGAUCUUCGUGCAGUUGCACUGGGUCAAGCUUUGGAAGAGUAAUAGCAAAAAACAGUGGAGUGGAAGAGACAUUUUUGGGAAGAUUCUUGAAGAGAAUCCAGAUUUGUGCUCACUGGAACAAGAACAAAACCUGCAAUCAGCCACCUGACAGAAUUUCUGGUCACUGUGAGGGACCAUUUUCUUACCCACUAACUCGAGGAAAGGCACAUUUAGGAAUGGCCAGGCCUGCAGAUUUGGCACCACACCAGUUUUGAAGCCAGGGUCUAUUUGUACUUUCAUGGAAGAUCUCCAAGUAAAUAAAUCACCUCAAAAAUUAAAAACCAGCAGCCCACCCCCAUCCGUCUGCUGAUAUUCUGGGGGGUCUGUGGCUGCAUCCCUGAGCCCCUCCAGCACUGUGGCAUUGGCUGCUCAGAACCCCCAGCAGAGCUCCUGUGCCCUUUGUGCCAGGUACAGAACACAGGUGAGUUCUGGGCUUCUUUAAAAGCACCCACAGCUUCUCGCAGAGCAGUGCCCCUGCCCUGCUCUUUGUGGUUGGGUUUCAGACAAGGAUGCUCCAUGUACAGGCUCUUCUUUCUCCUGGGAACCCAGGGGAUGAUGUCCUUGUCCUCCUUCACCCUCAGGAUGCUGCCAGAGCUACCAGGAGAGCCUCCCUUUCAGCUUUCCAGAAAUUCCCUCCAUGCACAGCUCCUGUAAAUAAUUUAUUGUGAUUUAUCACCAUCGUGCUUGGCGUGCCAGCGCAAGGGAAUGGCUUCCCU
Passer montanus (Eurasian tree sparrow) is the source of this 3146-nucleotide messenger RNA. RefSeq names its product polymeric immunoglobulin receptor-like. Gene Ontology annotation, molecular function: signaling receptor activity. Bases 121 to 1554 code for a protein of 477 amino acids. Lineage: Eukaryota; Metazoa; Chordata; Aves; Passeriformes; Passeridae. The transcript is spliced from 8 exons. The record is from RefSeq and is a predicted model, not a curated record. Gene Ontology annotation, cellular component: cell surface.